GCGUCAACUCCGCUAGUCUUUUUUUAACAGCUCCACAAGAGGAAACGUCAAAACACCCACUUCCCUUGACAUUCCUCGCCGUUUAUUGGCUUCAAUUUUUAUUCCUUCACCAUCUGUGGAUCACAACUUCAUAGGUUUCGUUCCUAUACUUCCCCGUUUCGAUCCAGUACCCUCAUCUUCAACCACUAUUUUUGCUGAUUUAAAUAACAGAAUCAACCAUGGCAACGCAUGGUUACAGUGGAAACUCCUUUGAUCGUUGGGUUGAGCAGUCAUCCAUUCAUGGUACUGCUAGUGACAACACAAUGAAUAAGAUGCAGCACCAGUUCUGGGUUGCCAAGCAAACCAUCUUGAGAAGGCUUGGCAAAAAAGAAGAUGAUUGUGUAGUAGCCUCUGAUGCUGAACUGGAUGCCAAGCUGGAACUGUUUUUGUCCAUCCAAGAAACAUGUUCCCAACUGUACAAAGUUGUAGAGCAAUAUCAGGAAAGACUACAAGUUCUUGCCCAAGAGGAAAAUACUUUUGGCCACUUCCUGCGAACUAAUGGAGAACUAGACAAAACAUGUGCUGGUAAGAUGAUGAAUGCUGUUGGAAAGGCAAUGAUCUAUUCAGCUCAGCAGCGUGUUAGUUUGCGCUCUCCGCUGACCCGCCUGUACCAAGAAGUGGAAACGUUUUGCCAAAGAGCUGUUGAAGAUACCUCUUAUACUGUUAAUGAAAUGGAAAAAUGUCGCAAUGAUUAUCGGGGUGCGUUACUCUGGAUGAAGAACGUCUCUCAGGAACUGGACCCAGACACUUUCAAGCAAUUAGAAAAAUUCCGUCGUGUGCAGAGUCACGUCCGCGCUAGCAAAUCUAAAUUUGAUCGCCACAAGCUGGCUUGUCUACAGAAAAUUGAUUUACUGGCAGCUGCGCGUUGCAAUAUGUUCUCUCAUGGUCUUAUUGUGUACCAGGAUAACAUGGCCACAUUUUGGAAGAGAACUUCGAGUGCUAUGACUACUGUUUCUGAAGCUUAUAAAGGUUACCAGCCUUAUGAGUUUACUUUUGUGAAAGGGUUGACCUAUCCUUCACUGAAGCUAGCCGCCGAAAAAUCCUCGUCUCCUGAGCCAAAAUUCGAGUUCUUUUUUGAAAGCGAAUUUCGCGAUGAAGAAAAGCCAGAUACUUCAAGUCGAAAUGAGGAUUGCAAGAGUGCACAAAGAGAAAAGUCAACCACUAACAAAGGACGUUCCAAGUCUAAAUCGAACAAGAAAGAAUCGUCAGAAAGCAAACCAUUACUUGGAAAAUGUUCUGAUGAUCUUCUAGGAGGCGACGGGAUGGAUGAUCUUUUAGGAUUGGACCUCACCAGUGGCAAUGAUUCUGACGCUUUGCUUCUGGAAUUGGCUUCUUUGGAUUUUGGACAUCUUCCUUCGACAAUGGAUGAGCCCUCACAAGGCCUCGUAACAAACGAUGAUCUGACAUUCCAAAAUGACCAAUCGUUUCUAGCUAACUUCGAUCAAGUUUUCGGGUCAACUAAACCAGAAACUGAGGGCGAUUGGAAUUCUUUUCUACCUUCCCAUUUUCUAACAAGCAACUUUGUUAGUGACGAGUCAUCUCUUUUGCUUUCGGACACGUCUGCGCCUUCGUUGCUGUCUGCUGAAUCGAAUGCUCCAAAGGACUCUACCGAGAAAAAAAAUCUGAGCGAAAACACUUCAAAAAAGGCGAUGGGCAAAGACAUGUCAUCCUGGUACAAUCUUUUUGCCGAUCUCGAUCCACUAGGGAAUCCCGAUGCUUUGAGCAACAACAAAAAGGAAGAUGACGAUCGUAAUUGUUAAUUUUUUUAACACAUACGUUCAUGUCUUCUCUACAUUAUUCUAGUCUGUUUUCUGGUCUAAAUGUCAACAAUCAAUCAUUGUUUUUAUUUUAUUUCUUUGCUUCACAUUUAUUUCUGGAUUAUGAUAUUUUCAAAGAAUACAAUCAAUGCUUUAGGAAA
Messenger RNA from Daphnia pulicaria, 1957 nucleotides. RefSeq names its product islet cell autoantigen 1-like (gene ICA69). Gene Ontology annotation, biological process: regulation of transport. The transcript is spliced from 9 exons. Gene Ontology annotation, cellular component: Golgi apparatus. NCBI's taxonomy places the organism in Eukaryota, Metazoa, Arthropoda, Branchiopoda, Diplostraca, Daphniidae. Gene Ontology annotation, molecular function: protein domain specific binding. The coding region runs from base 219 to 1799 and encodes 526 amino acids. The record is from RefSeq and is a predicted model, not a curated record.